Gigantopelta aegis is the source of this 3778-nucleotide messenger RNA. RefSeq names its product 2-amino-3-ketobutyrate coenzyme A ligase, mitochondrial-like. The record is from RefSeq and is a predicted model, not a curated record. The transcript has 12 exons. Gene Ontology annotation, molecular function: glycine C-acetyltransferase activity; pyridoxal phosphate binding. NCBI's taxonomy places the organism in Eukaryota, Metazoa, Mollusca, Gastropoda, Neomphalida, Peltospiridae. Gene Ontology annotation, biological process: biosynthetic process; L-threonine catabolic process. The coding region runs from base 85 to 1374 and encodes 429 amino acids.
AAUCCUCAUUUUUCAUUGGUUGGCAGCUGUCACACCUACGAUUUUAUAGGAACUUAAGAAGCGCAUGUCAAGGUGUCAUUUGGAAUGGAAUCAACAAGAAAUGCCAUACGGAUGUUUGGAUAUGGUAUUAGGUUAAAAAGCAAGUCUCUGAUACUAAACAGUCGAGCGACCACUGCAUCCCUUGCUGCUACCCGAGAACUACUUGACAAACAAUUACAGGACAUCCGCGAUGCCGGAACGUGGAAAGCAGAACGGAUUAUCACGUCGGCCCAGGGAGCAAACAUCAAUGUUAAAGGGCAGACAACUAACAUACUCAACUUCUGUGCCAACAACUAUCUUGGAUUAUCGAGUCAUCCUGAGGUGAUCGAAGCAGGCAAAAAGGCUUUGACUUCCCAUGGUGCAGGUCUUAGCUCUGUACGCUUCAUUUGUGGAACUCAGGAUAUUCACAAGGCUUUAGAAGAGAAGAUAGCUAAAUUCCAUGGUCGAGAAGAAGCAAUACUGUAUGCCAGUUGUUUUGAUGCAAACGCUGGGAUAUUUGAAGUUCUUCUGUCACCGGACGAUGCCGCUCUGUCUGAUGAACUCAACCAUGCAUCCAUCAUCGACGGACUGCGGCUGUGCAAGGCUCAGAAACACAGAUAUAAGAACAGCGACAUGAGCAACUUGGAGUCUAUGUUAAAUGACACCCAGAAUCUCCGACAGAGGUUGAUAAUCAGUGAUGGAGUUUUCAGCAUGGAUGGCAAUGUUGCGAAACUGAAUGAUAUUUGUAAACUGGCAGAUAAAUACAAUGCGAUGGUCUUUCUCGAUGAAUGUCAUGCCACUGGGUUCUUUGGAGCAACGGGCAGAGGCACUGAGGAGCAUUUUGGACUGGAUGGAAAAGUGGAUAUAAUAAACUCGACCCUUGGAAAAGCUCUUGGUGGAGCAGCAGGUGGAUACACGGUCGGACCCAAGCAACUGAUUGAUUUGUUACGACAGAGGUCACGACCGUAUCUGUUCUCAAACACACUUCCUCCACCUGUUGUGGCGUGUGCCAGUAAGGCACUUGAUUUAAUAAUGAGCAACAAGGACCUGCCACAACGUGUGGUGACCAACACUCGGAGAUUCAGAACAAGGAUGGUCGAUGCUGGCUUCACAAUCUCGGGAGACCCAGAACACCCGAUCUGUCCAGUAAUGCUUGGUGAUGCUCGACUUGCUAGCACCUUCGCUGAUCAGAUGUUGGAACGUGGAAUCUACGUAAUUGGCUUCAGCUUUCCAGUGGUUCCAAAAGGAAAGGCAAGGAUACGAGUACAAAUUUCAGCGUCUCACAGUGAGAAAGAUAUUGAUCGAGCUGUUGAUGCAUUCAUCGAGAUAGGAAGAAAACUCAAAGUGAUAUCUUAAAUAUGAAUUAUACAGGAAGAUAAUAGAGUUACAACUUAAUUAUGAACUGGAAGGCAUGUCCUCAUUGAAAUAGGUAGAAAACAGAAAGUUUUAUCUUAAAUAUGAAUUGUGAAGCAAGUCUUCAUCAGAAAACUUAAAAUUUUAUGUUCAGUGAGAAUUAUGAGGGCAUGUUUAAUGAAAAUAGGAAUAAAACUUAAAAGUUAUAUACAAAUUGUGAAGCAUGUACAGGGCAUAUUAUUUCAUGGGUAUCAUUAUUUUGUUUGAGUGUCAGUUAUGCACCUUCAAAUUCAGAUGAACUGCUAAUGGCUAUGUUCUAAAAUUUAAAAUAUAAAAUUUCUGUGAUGAUUAAUUAAACAACGAUAUAGGACAACAACUUGUACAUAUACUACUUAUUAUGCAUUCUUAUAAUUAAUUAAAUAUUGAAAUAGGAUAAAAACUGUUAUUUGUAUCUUAAAUAUUGAGGUGAUCAUAGUUUGGGCUGUUCUCUAAGUGAUUGCUUUGGAGAGGGGAUGUCAAGUUUUCCCCAGUAUUCAUUAGCUGUAGCAUGUAUACAUUUGAUACAAACACACACUAUGAAAAAAAAGGUUGAUUUUCUCCACACACAUUUUGUAAUCAUUUCUGGAAUAGUGCUUAAAGUGAUGGACCCUAGUUUUUUAACACUAUGACGUAUUUGUUUUACUAUUAGAGCCGUUUUUGACAUUAGAAAUUAAACAUUACUUACACUUUGUUUAGAUUAUCCAUUUCCGAACAUCCAAAGUGUUUCUGGUCAUUCCGGUGUUUGUAAUACCACGAAAAGCAUAUUGUAUCAUUCUAAUAACACACGUAUCUCUGAGAAGUAAUGGUUAUGGAUCUAGUCUAUAAUAGACUAUUUCCCAGUCGAUGUCACAGACUCUCAUUUUACUCUUUUGUCAUUUUAUUCAUGUGUUACAGAUUUGUAGAUUAAUAAAACUUUGUGUCCAUUUUCAUGGGUUGGAAUUAGGAUCUGUGACUUUUAAUUUUUUUUUAAUUUUGCAGCAUUAUGUGUACAUUGAUUUAAAAUGUCAAACUCAAUAUUUCAAGGAUCAACAUUUUAUUCACUUAAUCAAAUUUAUUCCUAUGUGUCAAUCAUGUACUUUAUCAGUGACGUGACAAUUUUUGGGAUAUUUAUAACAGAUAAUUAUUAUACAUUCCAUGUUUACAUUUUUUGAAAAAUAUUUUUAUUCUUUUUUGUGAUAUCACCGAUAUUGGUGUUGGUGUAUUUUCUAUACAUAUAUAGAGCUGUGGGAAUCUCAGAUUUUAUUACAUAUAAGAAGUUUUGUUUGUAUUAUAAAUAAAAAACAAAGCAAAAAGCAACAUUCUAAAUGGUGAAAGAAACCGGUUUAAAUAGCUUUCUUAUCUAUGGGAGACUAGAAUCUCACAAACAGAAAUCUCUUUUCCUUGUAGCAUAGACUAUAUUUUUUAAAGGUACAGUGAAACCUCUCAAAACCGGACACGCUGUAAACUGGAAUUCCUUCCAAACCGGAUGUUUUUUGCAGCCCUUUUAAAAUAUCUCUACAGAAGAGAACCUCUCUAAACUGGAUACCUUUUAAUACAGGAUGUUUUGCUUAGUCCCGAGGGUGUCUGCUUUAGAGGAGGUUCACUGUAUAUAUAUAUAUAUAUACAAAUGGGGCUGCAGAUUAUGAUGAAUUUACAUGGUGGAUAGUGGUGAAGCAGAAGUAUUUUACAUCUUUUGUUGUUGUCGAUUGUCAGUAAUUAGUAUUUCAUACAUGGAAAGUCCAUGUACAUUCAUUGAUGUACCUUUGUGAAAAUGCUGCCAGGGAUGAGUUUCCAGUUUCCAGUUUCCAAUCUGAUUUUGGCAUUUUUGCAUAAAGUAAUUUUCAGUAAAUAGAUGUACCUUUGAUCUAAAAUGUUGAAACAUGACACUUUUUGCAAUAUGGUAUAGUUUUUUUUUAAACCUUUUAAAGAUCAAUUCAACAUGUGCCGUAUUUUUCCACCUAUAAUUAUGAAUGGAUCAGCAUUUUUUGCCGUUUCUGAGAACACCUAUAACUGCCUCAUUGAAAAUUAGAUGGAUCGAUCUCAUCUAGUCUUCUAUAAAAUGUUGGCUGAAGUGUUAUCAAGUUGAUGCUCUUACAGUAUUCACCAAAAUAUCAUCUACAUUUAAUAUUGUAAUCAUAGGAUUAGUGGUUUUUAUUUGGCCAUCCUGUUCAAUGCAGAAGGCAAAAUAAAUAUUGUCUUAUAUUCCAUGUGUGGCAGGGUGGGUACAUAAAGCUGAGAAUUGGGGUCAAAGAUCUGAUAUAUGAGGAGACUGUUAAUGUCACUAUUUGUUGCAUUUGUGUAUGAUUCCAUACCUAACAGUUUACAAUAUCGAAUUGUUUAGUAUUGUGGCAGUGUAACCAUCAGCUGUAAUAAAUUUACUUUUCAUAUC